UUUUGCAUGAGAAAUGUGAAUGUACCUCAUUUUUUGUUACGUUUAAUUUUUUCUUCACGUGCCUGCUUACUUAUUUUCUUAUCUCUCGUCUUAUCCGUUCAGUUUUUCUAUCGUAGGCCUUUUCAAUAUUUCCCCUCCGCGUGCUUUAUUUUCACGCCCCGGCUGCUCUCAGACCAGCUGCACCAGACGGCUCUGUGUCUGCGUCUCCAGCUGCGUGGCUCCAGUCCCGCAGGCUGGGUCGGCCAUGUUGUAGUGUGGGGGUUGAUGGAAGUUUGGUAGUAGGAAGUGGAGAGGAGGCUCCAUCUCCCCGGGAUACUCCAGGAUCCCACUUUUCCUGCUUCCUCUUUGUUUUCCAUCAGCUGGCAUGCAUCUGUAGGAUUUUCCCCUCAGUCAGUGGAAGGAAAAUGACAGCCCCGUGCAGUGAUUUAAUCAGCCUUCAGGACUACAACACUUGAUUUAAGUUCAAACCAAACUGGAUGGAUGAGGGGAGGAUGAAGGUAGUUCGGUCCCGACUGGAAUAACUCGGAUUUACUUUGUCCUGGACCCGAAUCAAAAAGGGGGAAGUGGGGAAUCAGAGUGGAAGACCACACUGCGAGGAGACAGAUCUUUAAAGCAGGCUGAGACGAUGGGCUGUGUGAAGAGCAAAGAAGACAAAGGCCCCACCAUGAAAUAUCAGACUGAGAAUUCCUCACGGUCUGACCCCAACACCUCCACCUCUGUGCCUCACGCCGGUCAUUAUGGGCCGGAACCAACGCAGACGCAGCAGAAUCAGGGUCCAGCAUCUUCCUCCAACUCUGCAGCUGUGAAUUUCAACCAAGCCCUAACGCCAUUUGGAGGCUCCUCCUCUGCCAUGACUCCUUUUGGAGGAGUGUCAACAUCCUUCACUGGUCCCAUGUCAAACUCUUUCUCUGGUGCCGUCUCUAGCGGCGUCACCUUCUUUGUUGCCUUGUACGACUACGAAGCCAGAACAUCAGACGAUCUUACCUUUAAAAAGGGGGAUCGCUUUCAGAUCAUCAACAAUACCGAAGGAGACUGGUGGGAGGCUCGCUCCAUCACCACCGGGAAGAAAGGCUACAUCCCCAGCAAUUACGUGGCCCCCGCCGACUCAAUUCAGGCUGAAGAAUGGUACUUUGGUAAAAUGGGACGCAAGGAUGCUGAGAGGUUGCUGCUCAAUCCUGGGAAUAACCGGGGGACUUUCCUGGCACGGGAAAGUGAAACAACUAAAGGUGCUUAUUCUCUCUCCAUACGGGACUGGGAUGAAGCCAAAGGAGACAAUGUGAAGCACUACAAGAUCCGCAAGCUGGAUAACGGGGGGUACUACAUCACCACACGAGCCCAGUUUGACACCCUGCAGAAGCUCGUCAAACACUACACAGAGCAUGCAGAUGGACUUUGCCACAAGCUGACCACAGUCUGCCCAACGGUCAAGCCUCAGACUCAGGGACUCGCUAAAGAUGCCUGGGAGAUCCCAAGGGAGUCGCUGCAGCUGGAGGUCAAACUGGGCCAGGGAUGCUUUGGAGAGGUGUGGAUGGGCACGUGGAAUGGCACAACCAAAGUGGCCAUAAAGACGUUGAAGCCGGGAACCAUGUCACCCGAGGCUUUCCUGCAAGAAGCUCAGAUCAUGAAGAAACUUAGACAUGACAAACUAGUGCCUCUUUAUGCUGUAGUAUCUGAGGAACCCAUCUAUAUUGUCACAGAGUACAUGUCAAAAGGAAGCUUGCUGGACUUUGUCAAAGAAGGCGAUGGCAAAUUCCUCACACUCAUCACGCUGGUGGACAUGGCUGCAAAGAUUGCAGACGGCAUGGCCUUCAUCGAGCGGAUGAAUUACAUCCAUCGAGAUCUGCGGGCUGCAAACAUACUCGUGGGCGAAAACUUGGUGUGCAAGAUUGCCGACUUUGGUCUGGCCAGGCUGAUAGAAGACAACGAGUACACAGCGAGGCAAGGAGCCAAAUUCCCCAUCAAGUGGACAGCCCCUGAAGCAGCUCUGUAUGGUCGCUUCACAAUCAAGUCAGAUGUCUGGUCCUUUGGGAUCCUCCUCACCGAACUAGUGACCAAAGGCAGGGUGCCCUAUCCAGGUAUGGUGAACCGGGAAGUCCUGGAGCAGGUGGAGCGAGGAUACCGCAUGCCCUGCCCUCCAGCUUGCCCCGAAUCUCUGCAUGAGAUGAUGAUGCUCUGCUGGAAGAAGGAGCCAGACGAGAGGCCAACCUUUGAGUACCUGCAGUGCUUCUUGGAGGACUAUUUUACCUCCACUGAACCUCAGUACCAGCCUGGAGAAAACCUAUAGCCAUAAGAGGAGGAAGCUUGGUUGAAGACAUUUCAGUACAACACAAUUUAUUCUGCAUUUCAUGUUUUUGGUCUUCAAUCAUCCACUCAGAUAUAGUUUUUUAUUUUUUUUUUUAAUUAUACGUUUAUUCUUAUGUUCUCACAUCUGGUACUGCAACAAAUAUUAGGUCUUUUUUUGUACCUCUUUAUGCAGAUUUAGUCGACAUGUAUAAAAAGAUUGUAGGUAUUGUAAUAUGUAUUCAUGUUUAAAUACCAGGCAUUGCAGUGUUAUGUUUCUGUGAAAUAAGCUGUGAUUAAACAUCCAAAAAAAGAAAAUUUUAAGAAUUUUGACACUUUAAAGGUUUUGUACGGCCUCAUUUUAACAAAGGUAUAUGUUUGAUUAUGGUCCUGAUUUUCAGUUCACUACACCAGACUGGGAAAUGUCUGGAAAAUUAUGGAAUUUCAUUGUUUCCAGUCUGGAUAAAUAUGGAUAACAGGAAAAAAUGUUGCUUCUUGGCUUUAUUACCCAUGUCUAUUUCUCAUAGAUUUAGAAACUCUACAACAGCAUUUAUAGGUUUAUCUUCAUUCAUACCUGAGAGAGGGCAGGGUGCAGGAGCCAGUUCAGUACUUUGAAAAGACAAAGAAAAUAUACUGAGUUAUUAAAGCUUUAGAUCCAUUACUUUGCAGAAGCAAUUUUAU
Molecule: messenger RNA, 2961 nt
Organism: Cyprinodon variegatus (sheepshead minnow)
Lineage: Eukaryota; Metazoa; Chordata; Actinopteri; Cyprinodontiformes; Cyprinodontidae
Product: YES proto-oncogene 1, Src family tyrosine kinase
Exons: 12
Coding region: 626-2284 (552 amino acids)
Biological process (GO): protein phosphorylation; cell surface receptor protein tyrosine kinase signaling pathway; innate immune response
Cellular component (GO): extrinsic component of cytoplasmic side of plasma membrane
Molecular function (GO): ATP binding; non-membrane spanning protein tyrosine kinase activity; signaling receptor binding
Source: RefSeq, a predicted model, not a curated record